GCACCAAGCAAUGUCACAGUCAAUGGACUUCUCGCACAAAUCAUACGAGGCCCCGCCUCCCAGCCUGGACAGGAAGCGCCCCUUUCUGACCCGAUUGGCAUUCUGGGGAAUGUAGUUUCGAAGCUGAACUUGUGAAUCCGCCCCACAGGCAUAAGUGGCUGAAAGGCAAAGCCAGGCGAACUACAUUCCCCAGAAUGCCUUGCCCGGGCGUACCAUUUGCAUGAAUGGGGUGGCGGAUGCCCGUUUCCCGGCUGAGAAGGAGCGAGCGGGAGCGCUGAAGGGAAGGCGGCACGGAAUGAGCUCCUGGGGGAAGCGCUGAGCGGAGCCUGAGGGAGAUGCCCCGGGACGAGAUGAGCUCUCUAAUACAGAAGGUGGCCCGCCAGGCCCGGCAGACUUUUCGCAGCACCGGAGGGGGCGGCCCGGGCCCGUCGGCGGAGAGUCUGGGGCAGCUGCGGAAACUAGUGAGCCAGGUGCGGGCGGAAGAUGUGGGUCUCGGAGGGGGUAGGCCGCGGAGCGCUGGAGGGAAGGGCCCGCCCGUUACAUACAUGCACAUCUGUGAGACAUCGUGCUUCAGCAUGGGAGUGUUCCUGCUGCGCCCCGGAGCCUGUAUCCCGCUGCACGACCACCCGGGGAUGCACGGCCUGCUCAAAGUGCUUUACGGCAAGCUGCGCGUCAGCGGCUUCGAUCGCCUGGAAGCGGCCGGGGGAACAGCAGCAGCCAAGGAGCCCGAAGCUGCCGCCUUCAGCCCGCCUCUCCUCCCCUAUGAGUGCGGCUCUGUGCGCCGGGCGGCGCUGCGCUCCGUGGGGGAGUUGGGGGAUAGCAGCCCGCCCUGCCUGCUGGCUCCGCACCGGGAGAACCUGCACCAGAUCAGCGCAGUGGAUGGGCCCGCCGCCUUCCUGGACAUCCUGGCGCCCCCGUACGACCCGGCGGAUGGAAGGGAUUGUCACUACUACAAGUUACUGCAACCGGCUGCUUCUUCCGCCGCCCCCGCCGGGGAAAGUGACGGGCCCGCUGCCGCUUCAGCCAACCCUGCCGGGGGCACCGCCCAGAAGGAGAUCUGGUUACUGGAGAUCCCGCAGCCCGAUGAUUUCUGGUGUGGGGGGGAACCGUACCCGGGCCCCAAAGUCUCCAUAUGAGGGGCCCAUUCUGCCCUACAGAACUCACCCACAGGGCCCCAACUGCCCCCCCUGAUCUGCUCUACAGUACUCACCCAUAGGGGCUCCCAGGCCCCCGCUAAUACAGGACAUUACAGGUAGAAGUGUCUAUAAAUGGCAUUUAUCUGCAACACAAUCCUAUGCAGGGGCUGCUUUACAACAGCAGGAUAGGGGUCUGGCCCCCACUAGCCCCUCUAGGGGUUCCGGAAGCUUCAGCAGAAUGGGCCUUUAGCAAAGAACUCAUUCGCCGGGUGGCUCUACACAGGCCCCACUACUACAAAAAGGAUCCUAUGGUUCUGACCCGCGCCAGCCCCCGAUGAGGGUUACAAAAGUCAUCUAGAACACACAACUCAUCUGCUGGGUGUUUCUGCACAGGCCCCAACCCAGAAGGAUGGGUAAGGGGUCGGCCAUGACGAGUCCAAACAGGGACUCCGCAUCUUUAACUGAUGGUCAGUUUGUUUGCUACACAGAACUCAACAGCUCUGCUUGGCCCUUACAGGGCAUGAUAAUGUUCCUUUAUGGGUGCAUAUUCGUUUGUUAUUCAAAAACUCAUUCUGCACAUGAUCCAGUACUACAAAGGGCGGCCAUGAAUCUCCAUAUUGGCCCAUAUCAUCCUUUUGAUUGAUUUGAUGACCACAACUCAUCUGGGAUCACCUGCAUAGACCUUCCAACUACAUCAGGAGGAGGACUCUGUUCUUACAUGGAUCAUAAACUCCCUUAUUGAUCCCAACUUGUCUACUCAGAAUUCAUCUAGUGGCAGCCCCUAUACUACCACACUACAACCUGGGGUCUCCAGAAUCCCCUUGUCCCCUCUUGCUUCCCAUUAAACGCUUGCAUUGGGUCUUUUCUACAGUGACUUUAUAAGAACUUCCCUGGGCCCAACUGAGUGCCCAACACACAACUCACCACCACUACUCUAAAGGAAGGGUCUGCCCAGGGAGUGUUGAUGGUCAGCUGACAGGGGAGUUUAUUGUUUUUGUGGGGCCAGGCUAGCAACUUUUUGUUUGGGGUGUCAAAACAGGUCUUGUUAUUUUUCCAUGGUAAAGUCCAGUAAGCCAUGCCCACUACCCUUGUAUAUAGUGUUAAGGUAGAUGCCAUGAAAAUAAAGCAGUUAUGGCAUCAUUUGGGUUGUGAGAAGGCUAAGAAUGCAUUAAGUCCCCAGGAACCCUUCAGCACUUGUGCCCCUGUAGCUUCUAGUUGCCAAUGCCCAGCAGCCUGGAGGCCACAGAGGUGUCACUGACAUUGCCUGUAUCUUUUAUAUAAAGCAGUAGACAUUCCCACCUCCCUUUUGAUCUGCCCCUUUGGGUUACUAAUUACAGCACUUAUAUUUAAAAACCACCACCAUCUUCCACCCCCCAAUGCUAGUGCUUCUAUAUAUGUUCCACCCCAAUCCAAUCAGCCGGAUUUUGUAUUAGAAGUAAAGUCGGGGGUUGCUGUUGCCUUACGGUUAAUUUAUUAAACCUUUGUGUGUUCCUUCUCCUUGCAGGUGGCUUGUAGUUGCACAUCCCCGGCGCUGUGCUGUCUGCCAUUUCCUAUCGAUCUGUAGUCUUUCUCAGCCUGUAGUCUCAUUACAUCAUCAGUCAUAAGUACGGAAAUGGAUUAAAGCAUGUUUACCAGCCACAAACAUGAUGUAUCUAUGUGCCAUUUAAGCAAUGAAUGCAGCAAUCCCCUAGCGGUUCGUACGCGAGUCAUUUUCUUUUAAAUGUUUCCAGAUUUCUUUUCUAUAUUGCCGGGGAAAUGUAAACAAAAGUAUAUUUUCUUUAUAUCGUUCCUUUAAUCUCACGCAGCAGAGCCUAUUCUCAUAGGGCAUUGUCAAGCACCAAGCAAUCAACUGACAGCAUCCUCUGUAAAAGGAACCAUUUGGCUUUCUACUUCCUUUGCAUUGUCACGGAACGGUCUCAUUAUGGCCUGCAAGUCUCAUGGCUAAUGUAUACAGCAGAUGCUAUAGGCUUGUUUCUCCCCCAUCCGGCCGCUCUCGCUUUUUUUUUUGCCUGUUCUUGAUAAUGCAUUAUGUGAGAGCGUUAACCUGCCGUAUAGUGAUAUUACUGACCACUGCCUUUACAUUGAUUAUACUGCCUGUUAUUAAAGCAGCACUGCCGUCAGCAUGAAACAGGGUGACCGACUUGAAGCAUUUGCCUUAUUUGCGACUUAAACCAAUGUAUUUUAGUAAAAAUGUAGCCUCCGAUAAUUCAAGCUAAAUGUGAAGGAACAGUCCAAUAAUAAGGUGCAUCAACACACAUCCCUGGUUAGAUGCAUGGUAAGAAGGCU
This is a messenger RNA of Xenopus tropicalis (tropical clawed frog), 3422 nucleotides long. RefSeq names its product 2-aminoethanethiol (cysteamine) dioxygenase (gene ado). Gene Ontology annotation, molecular function: oxidoreductase activity, acting on single donors with incorporation of molecular oxygen, incorporation of two atoms of oxygen. The record is from RefSeq and is a predicted model, not a curated record. NCBI's taxonomy places the organism in Eukaryota, Metazoa, Chordata, Amphibia, Anura, Pipidae. The coding region runs from base 336 to 1136 and encodes 266 amino acids. The transcript has a single exon.